AUGCUGCCCGCUCUUUCGUCUUUGAGCAUCCACCUCCUCCCACUGGUUGCAACGUCCACAAUCGUCUUCCUGAAUACUGGAACCAAAUACGUCGGAAUCCACGUUUCAACAACAUGGCUACAGUUCCUGGCUAAGUUUGUCGAGUUACUUGCUCAGGCCUCGAUCAGCGGACCUGUUUAUAUGUACCUCCGCCAUGAACUGACAUGGUCCGAUGGCCUUCCUUUCGGUGCCAUAUUCUCUGGUCUAGCAUUCAGGAAUAUAAGCUAUCUCUGGUCUUUGGAGUUUCUCGGAUCUAUCUCUUCCACCUCAUUCAGACGCCAAGGGAAAAUAAUCUUUGUGAUUUUCACAAUAUUCAACAUCCUUUUGGCUAGUGCUAUUGGACCAUCGAUCGCUGUCGGCCUCAUACCACGAACGCGAGAUUUCACAGUAAUAGAGCAGAAAAUCUGGUUUGGCGUGCCCGAAGGCUCCAACGCACUAUUUCCGUCCACACUCAGCCACGAAUUGGUUGCGCCUGAAUGUUCUUCCAUGAUUGAUACCCGGAAUGUAAACUAUUCAUGCCCGUCCACCGGAUGGGAGUAUCUGAAAGGCUUUGGCUAUUUUGAAGAUAGCUUUGCAUCUCGAUCGGGUGCUACCAGCCUCGAAAUCAAAGCGGUCUCGUUUGAGAAUGGUGACCGUAAGGCAAAGCUCUCCUCCAAUACGCUCGAAGAUUGGAUUUCCAAGCACAGCAACUCAAGUAAGGCCUACACGGCCACAUCAUUACAGAUGUUUCUGCUAAGCUCCGUUGUGUCUGUGUGGUCUGGUGCGCAAUUGGUAGUUCGGGAUGUAUUACGGUUGGGCAUGACCCAAGCAGCCACGGAAGUUCGCGGGAAACAGCCAAUUUCUUAUGUCGAGUGUUCACAGAGUCUGGACAUGGCUUCCGGACCAAAUGGAUCUCAACCACUUCUCCCAAGCAAUGUUUCCAGGAGUUCAACCUGGAGCAUAGAGUGGAUCGAACUUGACACCGAUCUCACCGGGCUUUCCAUCGGAGCCUUCGUGCUUCCACCUUUUCAAGCAGCGGAAGCUAUCCAAUUUUGCGCUGUGAUUGCUGGAUGGGCAGAGAGCUCGACUUUCCAAAGGGCCAGCGAUGGGUUUGAUGUCGCCAUAACUCAGUCGAAAGACAUAUCCUGGAAUGGCCAUGCAGCAAAGAUCACCAAGGACUGGGCACAGCUUCUUACACCCACUUUCAUCGAUACCAACAUAUCAGUAUUCGACUCGGUGAUGCAUACACUCGGGCUUUCGGCUGAUGGAGAUCUAUAUACAUCGACGAUUGGGAUUUUAGUCGUGAGUGGAAUGAUGAAUGCUGGUUAUGACAGCGGAACCCAUUGGUCUACCCUUCUUGAAUACGGACGCCACAAUUCAGAAUUUCCGCCGGGCCCUUUCCCUUUUGUUCUUCCACCAGAUGGCUCUCUGUUUGCUGUCCCAGACUCUCAGACCAAGGGAAAGUUUGCUGCUACCUACAAGUUCUUCGUGAACGGCCCGCUAUACUCUACACAGGGUCUAGCAGUAAAGCUGUCACUCGCAGUUCUGAUUGCUUACAUCGUAUAUAUUUCUACUUUCAUUAUCUACGUCAUCGGUUUCUCUAGAAUAUCUUCUUCCGCUUGGGACUCUAUUUCCGAACUGACAGCCCUUGCUUUACUUUCAAAGCCAACAGAGAAGCUCCAAAACACUAGCGCCGGGAUUGAGACAAUGGAACUGUUUAAGGAAGUUGUUAAAGUCUAUGCCGUAGGCUGGAAUCAUCUGGAAAUGGUGUUCAUAGAAGAUCAAGAGAAGCGUGCUACAGACACUGUAAGGGCGAAUAAGGAGUAUUAA
Molecule: messenger RNA, 1848 nt
Organism: Diplodia corticola
Lineage: Eukaryota; Fungi; Ascomycota; Dothideomycetes; Botryosphaeriales; Botryosphaeriaceae
Exons: 1
Coding region: 1-1848 (615 amino acids)
Source: RefSeq, a predicted model, not a curated record